AUGCCUGAUGGCGGACUAGCUGAGGGGCCGGAGGAAAAGGCGGAGGCGCUACGACAGUCGUUCUUCCCACCUCCCUCACAGGCCGACCUGUCCGAUAUAGAAGGGUACCAGUAUCCUCCAGCAAUCGAGUGUCCCGCAAUUACUCUACCGGAAAUUGAGCGAGCAGUGAAGUCUGCACCCCGCAGUAAGGCACCGGGCAUGGACGGAAUUAUCAAUGGCAUCUUACACGAAACGAUCGACCUCCUCCUUCCUUGCCUUCACAAGCUCUUCAACGCAUGCCUCGAACAGGGUUACUGCCCUUCACAUUUCAAAGAAACAAUCACGGUGGUCUUAAGAAAGCCGGGAAAAGACGAUUAUUCGCAGCCAAAGUCAUAUCGACCAAUUGCCCUCCUCAACACGCUGGGAAAGGUGUUGGACGGAGUGAUUGCAAACCGACUGGCAUACUUAGCUGAUACCUUCCAACUACUUCCCCGUCGGCACACAGGAGGGAGAAAGCUCACCUCAACAGAGCACGCAAUGCAUGUGCUCCUUCAACGCAUAUAUCAGGCCUGGUCUGAAGGCGAAGUCGCCACGCUACUGCUGCUGGAUGUGUCGGGCGCUUACGAUAAUGUCUCUCACGAGAGACUCCUGCACAACCUUCGAAAGCGCCGCAUCGAUCCAAAAGUCAUCCGAUGGAUAGCUUCGUUUCUCAGCGAUCGGUCGACAACACUCAAACUACAGGAAUACACAGCACCGUCGGCACCAAUCAAGACGGGGAUUCCACAGGGAUCCCGCAUGUCACCAUAUCUAUACUUGUUUUAUAAUGCAGACUUGGUAGAAGAUUGUAAGACCGAAAAAACGGAAGCGGUAGGAUAUAUCGAUGAUGUGUCUGUUUUGGCAGUCGGGCCUUCGUCAGCCCAUAACUGCAAAACCCUCAAAGCCAUCCACCAGAAGGCCGAAGAAUGGGCGGUGAAGCAUGGCUCAAAAUUCGCGCCCGCCAAGUACGAGCUCGUGCACUUCACCAGAGAUCCGUGUCCACAUGGACACUAG
This is a messenger RNA of Beauveria bassiana ARSEF 2860, 1029 nucleotides long. RefSeq names its product pol-like protein. The transcript is spliced from 2 exons. The coding region runs from base 1 to 1029 and encodes 342 amino acids. The record is from RefSeq and is a predicted model, not a curated record. NCBI's taxonomy places the organism in Eukaryota, Fungi, Ascomycota, Sordariomycetes, Hypocreales, Cordycipitaceae.